AUGGAACUGUACUGCAGGGGACUGCCAGGACGAAACUACAAAUGUAUACUCCUCAUUUUUUACCUGAAUCUGUGGAGCAAACCAAUCGCAGAAGCAAUUCAUCCAGACUGCGCCAUCAUUUCGCAGCACCUGAGGUCUCUGGAGAUUUGUAGCCUGAUUAGGACGAGAGAGGCAGAAAACCAGACCGGCCACACCGGCUGUAAAACAGAGUGGGAUGAGAUACGGUGUUGGCUGAGAGCUGAAGUGGGCCAGGUGGUCAACGUAUCCUGUUCUGAGGUCUUCCAGCACUUCUCCAGCAAUCAAGGGUAUGUUUACAGGAACUGCACAGUUGAUGGCUGGACUGAAAUGUACCCCCCUUACGAAGACGCCUGUGUUUUUAAUGAUGACACUGAGCCCGAAUCUGAGACUAGUUAUCUGUCCACAUUCAGACAGGUUUACACUGUGGGCUAUGCCACCUCUCUCAUCUCUCUUAUCACGGCCAUAGUGGUGUUUACAGCCUUCAGAAAGUUCCGCUGCACCAGGAACUACAUCCACAUCAACCUGUUCUCCUCCUUCGUCCUGAGGGCCAGCGCUGUCUUCAUCAAAGACACGGUGCUGUUUGCUGAUGAGACUCUGGACCACUGCUCCAUGUCCACGGUGGCAUGUAAGUCGGCCGUAGCUUUCUUCCAGUUCAGCAUCCUGGCCAAUUACUUCUGGCUGCUGGUGGAGGGCAUGUACCUGCAGACUCUGCUGGCCCUCACCUUCGUCUCUCAGAGGAAAUACUUCUGGUGGUACAUCCUGAUUGGCUGGGGGCUCCCGUCGACCGUUCUCAUACUGUGGGUUUUGGCCAGAUACUUCUACGACAACAGAGGUUGCUGGGAUGACACAGACAAUGUUGGUAUAUGGUGGAUUAUUAAAGGACCCAUAACAGCCUCGCUGCUGGUCAACAUCGUUAUCUUCAUCAAUGUGAUCCGGAUUCUGGUUCAGAAGCUCAAGUCUCCCGCCAUGAGUGGGAACAAUGACACUGGGCAUUUUAUGAGGCUGGCUAAAUCCACCCUGUUCCUCAUCCCCCUGUUUGGGAUGCACUACACUGUGUUUGCCUUCCUGCCGGAGAACACCGGAGUGGCAGCCAGGCUCUACAUCGAGCUGGGACUGGGAUCCUUUCAGGGUUUCGUGGUGGCGCUGCUGUACUGCUUCAUGAACGGAGAGGUCCAGACAGAGCUGCGGCGGUGGCUGUGGAGGUGUCACACCCAGAACCACCUCGCCCCGUCCAAGAGGAGCAUCACCGUCACUCAGAUCACAGUUGUGGCACGUGGAGGGCAGCAGAGGCCUCUUUCCACCAGCAACUUCUCCUCCGUCUGA
This is a messenger RNA of Myripristis murdjan (pinecone soldierfish), 1341 nucleotides long. It is a transcript of the gene ghrhra, whose product is annotated as growth hormone releasing hormone receptor a. The record is from RefSeq and is a predicted model, not a curated record. Lineage: Eukaryota; Metazoa; Chordata; Actinopteri; Holocentriformes; Holocentridae. Gene Ontology annotation, molecular function: G protein-coupled peptide receptor activity; vasoactive intestinal polypeptide receptor activity; peptide hormone binding. The transcript has 13 exons. Gene Ontology annotation, cellular component: plasma membrane. Gene Ontology annotation, biological process: adenylate cyclase-modulating G protein-coupled receptor signaling pathway; cell surface receptor signaling pathway. Bases 1 to 1341 code for a protein of 446 amino acids.